Messenger RNA from Ilyonectria robusta, 936 nucleotides. RefSeq names its product mitochondrial carrier domain-containing protein. NCBI's taxonomy places the organism in Eukaryota, Fungi, Ascomycota, Sordariomycetes, Hypocreales, Nectriaceae. The transcript is spliced from 4 exons. Bases 1 to 936 code for a protein of 311 amino acids. Gene Ontology annotation, biological process: malate transmembrane transport; oxaloacetate transport; succinate transmembrane transport. The record is from RefSeq and is a predicted model, not a curated record. Gene Ontology annotation, molecular function: succinate transmembrane transporter activity; antiporter activity; thiosulfate transmembrane transporter activity.
AUGUCAGAACUCAGUCAAGUUCCAACGGGCGCACUUGUUUCCAUUCCCAAAGAUUCCAUUGCUCCAGUUACAAAGUUGACGCAAUAUCCUAAAUGGUUUGGCGGUUCAGCAUCUUGUCUUGCAGUAGUCUGCUCGCACCCACUUGAUCUCGUCAAGGUUCGCCUUCAAGCUACACCACCAUCGGAACGCAGAAACGUCUUUGAAACGGUGCUUCAGAUCUUACGCAAAGAGGGAGCAUCGGGGCUAUAUCGAGGAUUAUCUGCAGGUCUGCUCAGGCAAUUAACUUACGGUUCGACGAGAUUCGCAAUCUACGAAUCCAUCAAGGAGCGAGCGGCGCGACCCAACAAUGAGCCGACCUCAAUGAGCAUUCUCCUGACUGCUUCUGUCUUCUCUGGGGCAUGCGGUGCUUUGGUCGGCAACCCAGCGGACAUUGCAAACGUCCGCAUGCAAAACGACAGAUCACUUCCUCCUCACCAACGACAAAACUAUCGCAACGUGGUUGAUGUACUCGUGCGCAUUGCCAGGCAAGAUGGAAUACCAGGGUACUUCCGCGGCGUCUUGCCCAAUUCUAUUCGUGCCGGUGCCAUGACUGGUUGUCAGCUCGGAUCUUACGACGGGAUCAAGCAAGCCUUGAUAACCAAUGCCGGGUUGACGGACAGCGUGCCCACGCAGCUCUUAGCAUCUCUUCUUGCGGGCUUGAUCGCCACCACCAUCUGCAGCCCGAUUGACGUGAUCAAAACGAGAACCAUGAGCCAAGAAGGGAAAGCUUCGAUACUGGUAAUGGCAAGGCAGUUGACGCGUUCGGAGGGUAUGCGCUGGGUAUUCAGAGGGUGGGUUCCUAGUUUCGCACGACUUGGGCCGCAUACUGCGGCGACUCUUCUGCUCUUGGAACAGCACAGGUCGCUGUACAAAAGGUACAUGGGUAUACAGGAUUAG